Talaromyces stipitatus ATCC 10500 is the source of this 1350-nucleotide messenger RNA. Its product is annotated as ariadne RING finger, putative. Gene Ontology annotation, cellular component: cytoplasm; ubiquitin ligase complex. The transcript is spliced from 3 exons. Gene Ontology annotation, biological process: positive regulation of proteasomal ubiquitin-dependent protein catabolic process; protein polyubiquitination; ubiquitin-dependent protein catabolic process. Gene Ontology annotation, molecular function: ubiquitin protein ligase activity; zinc ion binding; ubiquitin conjugating enzyme binding. Bases 1 to 1350 code for a protein of 449 amino acids. The record is from RefSeq and is a predicted model, not a curated record. NCBI's taxonomy places the organism in Eukaryota, Fungi, Ascomycota, Eurotiomycetes, Eurotiales, Trichocomaceae.
AUGUCUUCCAGAACACAUUCAGGUGGUCACAGAUCAUCUACAAGGAGAGGUCAUGGAGAUCACUCGAGUCGCGCUGAGAUGAACGAGGAGAAUCAUGAGUCAUCAAGGACUCAUUGCAGAACAGGAGUGCAGCCUGCUCCACAGCAUACCAGACAGCAUAGACCUUCUUGGAUGCGCUUUGGCGGGCGGACAGAGCCCCUAGUACUGUUGACAACCGUAAAGAAGAGUCAACGACCAGCCUUGCAUACAAAAACUUCAUCUCAGGGUCGAGGAUCUGCUUCCAAACAAAACAAUCCUGAUUCAUCCAAGGAUACGAGCACCCGUCCGAGCCAUACAGCACAAGAAUCAAGUCUAAAGAGUUCGACAGAGUCCACAACACGCAAGAAGCAGAAGCAGGGACCUACUAGCAGUCUACUUUCUUUCUUCUUUAGCAAUAAACACACUCACCAGGCUGAACCAGUCAAACAAGUCAAACCAGUCAAGAAGUAUGCAUCAACCUACGGUACCCCCUUUUCAUUAAGAGACAUGCUGAUGUCCAAGGACAGAGUAACCUGCAUAAGCUGUUUAGCAGAUGACAUACCUGCAACAAGAGCAGCAAAAUUAGCUUGCUCCCAUCGCAUGUGCUAUUCUUGUCUUCGACGAUUGUUCACUCUGUCUAUUACAGAUCCACAACAACAUAUGCCACCCCGAUGCUGUACGCAGGCGCACGUCCCGAACAAAUUCCAGAAGAAAUGGAAAUCGAAGUACAAAGAAUACACAACAAAAGACAGAUACUACUGUGCCGCCGAGUAUUGUGGUAAAUGGAUCAAACCAAGCGAAAUUGUCAAAGACAGCGCUGGUAAGCCCCGGUAUGGGAAAUGUUCUCGCUGCAAGACCAAAAUAUGUUGUCUCUGUCGCGGCGAGUGGCAUAAAAACCAGGAAGAAUGUCCAAAGGACGAAAAUAUUAGGAAGUUAGAAGAAAUGGCCAAGGAGAACGGCUGGCAACGAUGCUACAGUUGUUCCGCCAUUGUGGAAUUGGUACAUGGCUGCAAUCAUAUGACCUGUCGAUGCAAGGCUCAAUUCUGUAUGAAGUGUGCUAAGCCGUGGAAAACUUGUGAAUGUCCGUUGUUCAAUGAUCAUCCUGAUAGGGAGGAAGGGGAUCGAAUUUUUGGUGAUGAUGCUGGAUGGGUUGAUGAAGAUGAUGACGACUUUUACGUCCGAUUUCCGCCAAGGCCUGAAGCAGUAUGGCGUCGACAAGAGUAUCUUGCACGUCAGUACAUUUUUGCACACCGUGCUCUUGAUUUUCCGCGUAAUUUACGAAUGAGAAUGCAUGAUCAGGAAGCACUGAAUCGGAUUCUUGGAGUGGCUUGA